CUUGCUGCUGGACAGUAAGACCCAGGGAGCCAGGAGAUAGGUUUUUUUGUCUUGUUCCAUAUAUUGAAUCUCCAGUGCUGAAUGGUGCUUGGUCCAUAGUAGGAACUCAGUAUAUAUUUGCAGAACGAGGAAAUUAGUGUCAUCUAAAAAAGAUGUUAAAAAAGUGCUGUAGGGAUUGAAGAGGUAGAGCUUAGUCUCAGCUGGGGACAUUUCCUGAUCCCUGAGGGACCAUCGAGGUUAGGGUUAGUGUUCCUGCUGCUGUACUCAGGCCCAUUUUACAAAUGAGGAAACUGUCACAGAGAGGGAAAGUGAUUUGCCAGAGUCACACAAUGUUUUUGGCUGAAAUUUGUUCCCCUCCUCCCCAAAUUCCUCCAUUGAAGUCUUAACACCUAGUACCUCCGAGUGUGACUGUAUUUGGAAGUAGGAUCUUUAAAGAGGUAUAUUAAGAUGAGGUCAUGUGACAGGGCCCUACUCCAUUAUGACUAAUGUCCUUAUAAAAGGAGAUUAGGGCACAGACAACAUGCACUGAGGGAAGAUGACGUGAAGGCACAGAAAGAAGACAUCUGCCAGCCAAGCAGAGAGGCCUCAGAAGAGACAUCCCUACCAGCGUCACGAUCGUGGACUCUGGCCUCUAGAAUCAUGAGGAAACUGGAACACAAAGAGACUGAGCAACCUGCCCAAGUGCAUCAGGCAACUCUGUGCUGGAUCCGGGAUUCGGACACAGGCAUGGAUUUGGAUUCAGCUCCAAGAGCAUGUUCCUACCCAUCAUGCUAUUCUCCAGGGGUAUGUCUACAAGCCAAAGGCAUUUUCAAAGAUGAGAGGAAUCACAGCCAUGGCCCCCACCCUCCAGGAUUUGGCCGACACGGAGUCUGUGCACGUGAAAACCAAGAACUUGCUAAAGCAAGAGACGCUCUUCCUCUCAUAGAGGACUCUAGUAACUGUGACAUUGUGAAAGCUACUCAAUACGGGAUUUUUGAACGAUGUAAAGAGUUGGUAGAAGCAGGAUAUGAUGUCAGGCAACCGGACAGAGAAAAUGUGUCACUUCUUCAUUGGGCUGCUAUUAACAACAGACUGGAUCUUGUAAAGUUUUAUAUUUCAAAAGGUGCUGUGGUAGAUCAGUUGGGUGGAGAUUUAAAUUCAACUCCUCUUCACUGGGCCAUCAGACAAGGACAUUUACCUAUGGUCAUAUUAUUACUGCAGUAUGGUGCGGACCCCACGCUUAUCGAUGGAGAGGGAUUCAGCAGCAUCCACCUGGCGGUAUUAUUUCAACACAUGCCCAUUAUAGCAUAUCUCAUCUCAAAAGGACAGAGUGUGAAUAUGACAGAUUUGAAUGGGCAGACACCUCUCAUGUUAUCAGCUCACAAAGUACUUGGGCCAGAACCAACUGGAUUUCUUUUAAAGUUUAAUCCUUCUCUAAACGUCGUUGAUAAAAUACACCAAAACACUCCACUCCACUGGGCAGUUGCAGCAGGAAAUGUUAAUGCUGUUGAUAAACUCUUAGAAGCUGGUUCUAGCCUGGAUAUCCAAAAUGUUAAGGGAGAAACACCCCUUGAUAUGGCUCUGCAAAACAAAAAUCGGCUCAUUAUUCACAUGCUAAAAACAGAGGCCAAAAUGCGAGCCAACAAAAACUUCAGACUUUGGAGGUGGCUGCAGAAAUGCGAGCUCUUCCUGCUGCUGAUGCUUUCUGUGACUACCAUGUGGGCCGUUGGGUACAUACUGGACUUCAAUUCAGAUUCUUGGCUUUUGAAAGGAUCUCUUCUAGUAACAUUGUUUUUUCUGACAUCUUUGUUUCCAAGGUUCUUGGUCACCUAUAAGAGUCUUGUGUACUUACCAACAGUCUUUCUGCUAAGUUCCAUUUUUUGGAUAUUUGUGACUUGGCUUAUCUUAUUCUUUCCUGAUAUCCUUCAAGCUUAAAUUUAAAUGCAUAUCUCCCUUUG
Vicugna pacos (alpaca) is the source of this 1937-nucleotide messenger RNA. The record is from RefSeq and is a predicted model, not a curated record. NCBI's taxonomy places the organism in Eukaryota, Metazoa, Chordata, Mammalia, Artiodactyla, Camelidae.